Messenger RNA from Stylophora pistillata, 809 nucleotides. RefSeq names its product heat shock 70 kDa protein 12A. The record is from RefSeq and is a predicted model, not a curated record. Lineage: Eukaryota; Metazoa; Cnidaria; Anthozoa; Scleractinia; Pocilloporidae.
UUCUUUAUCGUUUUAAGGAAUCAUUAGAAAGCAGUAUGAGUGCGUCGGAAGGUUUGUUAUUCUCUGCAAGUUCAUCGUACAUAGCCGUGGUUGCUAUUGAUUUUGGGACCACAUACAGUGGCUUUGCUUUUGCUUUCAACCACAAGAAAGGAAAAGGAGGUAUCCAUAUGAACAAAGCGUGGGGAAAUGACCAGGGAGCUGCUACCCUUAAGACACCCACCUCUCUGCUUCUUCGCCUAGAUGGCAAAUUUGAUUCAUUUGGAUACGAAGCGGAGGAAAAGUACGCCAGCUUCUCUUGUGGUGAAGAUCGAGAUUAUCUCUACUUCAAACAUUUCAAAAUGGAACUUCACAAGUCAGGGACACUUGACAGAAAUACCAAGCUGACGGCUCGAAAUGGGAAAACAGUCGAUGCUUUGGUUGUUUUUGCCCACUCAAUGAGGUUUCUCAAAGAUCGAGCUAUCGAAAUUAUCCGCGAGAGAACUGGAGACGAAAAGUAUAAUGAAAAGGACAUUCGAUGGGUCAUAACAGUACCUGCCAUUUGGAGACCCGCCGCUAAGCAAUUCAUGAGAGAAGCCGCAUAUAAGGCGGAGAUGGCAUUGAAUGAUAACCCCGAACAGCUGCUUAUUGCUUUGGAACCAGAAGCAGCCUCUAUGUACUGCAGAGAAAUGAAGAUGAGAGAAUUCACGAAUGAGAAAGGAGAUGCCAGUGUGUCUGACGUCUUUGCUCGGCCUGAGUCAAAAUACCUUGUUGUUGAUAUCGGAGGCAAGAUUAAAUAUUCAAAAUAAUGGACCAUUCUGAGGAAAUCACGC